UACCUUGGCGGCUUGGCGUAGAUCGUAGAUUUGUCAGUUUUUGAAAUGACUUAAAAUUAAUAAUUAUUAUUUUGGAAUGUGGAACGUAGGGGAAACGUGGUUUAAUUUAUUAGGAGGCGCUAAUAAACAUAAAUCUUUGGGCUCUAAAUUAAUAAUAUAUUAAUAUGGUGUUGGUAAUCGACAUUCGGUUUUGUGCUAUAACCAAUGACGUGAUAUCUGUGGACAUAGAGCUGUUCCAAAAUGUCAGACUUCUAAUCGCUGUUAUCACAGGGACACUGUCGUAGUGUCGUCUGUCGCGCUAUCAGUUCUACGACUGCUUGCCGACCUCUGCCUCGCACUGAAAUUCUAUUAAAAUAUCGAUUGAGCACACCAGUGUUGCGGCGGAAAACGAGAACCCUUCGUGUUAUACUUACUUAUACGCGCCUGGCACAUACAAUCACGAACACACAAAAUGAUGGUCAGAUCGGAUCCAAAUAGCAUAGUCAAUCGCGUUCGUAGGACUUUGAACAACGCGAUCAGGGAUGAGAACUUCUACAUGGCUCAUCAAUUGUACAAGUCGCUCUAUUCCAGAUAUAUAAGCAUGCAAAAUAAAAAUGCUGCCAUUAUGACAUUACAAGAAGGAAUUAUCGUCCUGUACGAUAAUAAUCAAAUAAGCAUUGCUACUGAUUUAGCACAACUAUUUGCAAAAUCCUUGUCAACACAGCACAUCAUUCCUUCUGAAAAUAUGUUUGAUUUCAUAAGAGAUAUAUUUAGUAAGUUUGGCCCAUCACUAUCUGCAGAACGAGAUUCCAUGUUGAAUCCAAUUAUACAAUGGACAAUUGAACAUUGUCCAGAAUACUCAAUGGGACAUCCAGGUUUACAUAAACGUAUAGGAUAUAUCUAUUGGUCAGAGGCUAACUUUGCGUUAGCUCAACAUCAUUAUUUGAGAUCAACAGAUGGUUUAGCAUUCGCAGCUAUGUUGGUAGAAAUGCAUAAAACACGAGGACUAAAAUAUGAAGUUGAUUUAUUUAUUACACAAGCUGUACUGCAAGGGUUGUGUAUGCGGAACAUAUCAAUGGCACAGUCGACAUUUCAAUCUUAUACUAAGUUACAUCCUGCUAUAAAUGAUGAACCCCCAUACAUUUUGCCAUUACUCAAUUUCAUUUGUUAUUUACUAAAAAUAUUAGAUGGUGGAAAACUUAAAACUUAUAUUGUACUUUGUGAGCAAUAUCAAUCAUCUUUGACCAGAGAUCCGAGCUACACUGAAUAUUUGGAUAAAAUUGGGCAACUUUUCUUCCAUGUCAAGCCAUUUGAAAGGAGACCUAGACAACAAAAUGGAUUUUUAGGUAAUUUGAUCAGUACAUUGAUGGGCGACUGUGAUCAUGAUGGAGAACCACGUCCAUCAUCGUCACGUCCGAUAAAUGUAGAACCUCUUGAUUAACUCACAUUGAUUUAAUAAAAAAAGUCUUUUUUCUUUCAAACACCGGGUUUUAAUUUAUAUUAAAAAAUAAUAAUAAUAAAAUAAUUUAACUAAAUAUAAUAUAUAGCAAUUUA
Aphis gossypii (cotton aphid) is the source of this 1533-nucleotide messenger RNA. RefSeq names its product Golgi to ER traffic protein 4 homolog. Gene Ontology annotation, biological process: protein insertion into ER membrane. Gene Ontology annotation, cellular component: cytosol; BAT3 complex. Bases 452 to 1420 code for a protein of 322 amino acids. NCBI's taxonomy places the organism in Eukaryota, Metazoa, Arthropoda, Insecta, Hemiptera, Aphididae. Gene Ontology annotation, molecular function: protein binding. The transcript is spliced from 9 exons. The record is from RefSeq and is a predicted model, not a curated record.